This is a messenger RNA of Salvelinus fontinalis (brook trout), 1715 nucleotides long. Its product is annotated as alpha-amylase-like. NCBI's taxonomy places the organism in Eukaryota, Metazoa, Chordata, Actinopteri, Salmoniformes, Salmonidae. Bases 143 to 1663 code for a protein of 506 amino acids. The record is from RefSeq and is a predicted model, not a curated record. Gene Ontology annotation, molecular function: alpha-amylase activity; cation binding. The transcript has 10 exons. Gene Ontology annotation, biological process: carbohydrate metabolic process.
AUGAACACCGAAUUAGUAUGUCUGUCUAUAACAUCUCUAUGAUCUAUAGUUACAAAACAAAAAAAAAGACUGAACAUUUCAAUGUACAAAGGGGCGACACAAUGCCAGAGAACGCAAGAACCCGUUAAAAUGGAGAGACAACAUGAUGAGGUAUCUAGUUCUGUUGGCCCUGCUGGGGCUGAGCCAGGCUUUCAACAACCCCCAUGCCAAGCACGGCAGGCAGGCCAUCGUCCACCUGUUUGAGUGGAAGUGGAACGACGUCGCGGCUGAGUGUGAGAGGUUCCUGGCUCCCAAAGGAUACGCUGGAGUUCAGAUCUCCCCUCCUACUGAGAGCAUUUUGUUGACCAGCCCUUGGAGACCAUGGUGGGAGCGGUACCAGCCAAUCAGCUACAACCUGUGUUCCAGAUCAGGAAAUGAGAGCGAGCUCAGAGACAUGAUUACAAGAUGCAACAACGUUGGGGUUAACAUCUACGUUGAUGCCGUCAUCAACCACAUGUGUGGAGCUGGAGGCGGAGAGGGAACCCACUCUACCUGUGGAACCUAUUUCAGUGCCAAAAAUAGGGACUUCCCUUCCAUCCCCUACAGUGGCUUUGAUUUCAACGAAGGAAAGUGCAAAUCUGCCAGCGGAGACAUCGAGAAUUACAAUGAUAUCAACCAGGUGCGUGAUUGUCGUCUGGUGAGUCUGCUGGAUCUUGCCCUGGAGAAGGACUACGUCAGAGGAAAGGUGGCCGACUACAUGAACAAUCUGAUCGACAUGGGAGUGGCUGGGUUCAGAGUGGACGCCAGUAAACACAUGUGGCCCGGCGACCUUACUGUCAUCUACGGAGGUCUCCACAACCUCAACACCCGCUGGUUUAACGAGGGAGCCAGACCCUUCAUGUUCCAGGAGGUUAUCGACAUGGGUGGUGAGGCCAUCCAGGCCUCAGAUUACUUCCCCCUAGGCAGAGUCACUGAGUUCAAAUAUGGAGCCAAAAUCGGAAACGUCUUCCGCAAGUGGAACGGCGAAAAGCUGUCUUACACCAAGAACUGGGGUGAAGGCUGGGGCUUCAUGCCCGAUGGCAAUGCUCUUGUGUUUAUUGAUAACCAUGACAACCAGAGAGGUCAUGGAGGAGGUGGAAGCGCCAUACUCACCUUCUGGGACGCCAGGAUUUACAAGAUGGCCGUGGCCUACAUGCUUGCCCAUCCCUACGGGGUGGCCCGUGUGAUGUCCUCCUUCCGCUGGAACCGUGCUGAUGACUGGCAGGGCCCUCCCAGCCAUGAAGAUGGAUCCACCAAGAAUGUCCAAGUAAACGCUGAUGACACCUGUGGAGACGGAUGGGUGUGUGAGCACAGGUGGCGCCAGAUUACGAACAUGGCUACCUUCCGUAACGUGGUGGAUGGACAGCCCCAUUCCAACUGGUGGGAUAAUGGGAACAACCAGGUGGCCUUUGGACGCGGCAACCGCGGCUUCAUUGUCUUCAACAACGAUGACUGGCACCUGGAUGUGACUCUGAACACUGGCAUGCCCGGCGGCGCCUACUGUGAUGUCAUUUCUGGCCAGAGGGACGGAGAGCGCUGCACGGGGAAGACCAUCAAUGUUGGGGACGAUGGUCGCGCCCACUUCAAGAUCAGCAACACUGAAGAGGAUCCCAUGGUGGCGAUCCAUGCUGACUCCAAGCUGUAAAAACAAAUCCACCAUAAACACAAACAAACAAUAAAAUCUACUGCAAACUGAA